UGCUAGUGUUUGUUGUUCCAAAGUGCAGAAUUAAAACCUUUUGGCAUUGGAGUUGGAACAUUCUGCCUGAGGAUCUAAGAGCAGGUGAAACACAAACUCCAGCUACAGCCGCCUAACCUCCCCAGUGGUGCUGAGAUAAAAUCUACUUUUGGAGAUGGCCGUGGCACCGCGGGCCCUGGUGCUUCUCCUGCCCCUGGAGCUCGCCCUGCUGAGCCUGGCUCCGGCACCCAGCCUGGGAGGAUGCCCGUCGGCUUGCCGGUGCUCUUUCACCAUGCUGCAGUGCCUGGAGCCCAAUGGUAUAACCAGCAUCCCGCUGCUGGUACAGCAAGAGAGCGAGAACGUGACAGAGAUUUACAUUGAGAGCCAAGCAGGCCUGGAGAACAUAACAGAAACUGACCUUGCUUACUACAGAGAGCUGAAGAACCUCACAGUCAUGUCAUGUAAGCUGAGGUUCAUCUCUGCCAAUGCCUUCCAGAACAACCUCAAGCUUCAAUAUGUAAACCUGGCAGCAAACUCUCUGGAACACAUCAGCUGGAGGGUGUUUCAUUUCCUACCUCUGCUCAACCUGGUUUUAAGGGACAAUCCUCUGGUUUGCUCAUGUGACCUACACUGGCUCCAGAUGUGGCAGAGCAAUGAUCGCGGCGACCUGGACAGUCAAAUGUUGUUUUGUUCCUUUUCCAAUGACGAGGAAGUACUGCUCAACUCUGUGGUGAUAGACAACUGCAGUCUGCCUGAAGUGAGGAUUGUGCCCUUACAAGACAAGAUCAGAGAAGGAGGCAACCUCACAUUUGAGUGCCACGUGACAGGAAAUCCCACUCCCAAUGUGAGAUGGCAAACUGAGGAACUUGCCUCCCACUUCUUCACCCAGGAGAGAAUCUGGGGUUCCACAUUAGAGCUGGUACUUUACCUCACCAACGUUUCCUCCAAGGACAACCUGCACAACCUGACUUGUGAGGCGGACAACCAAGCUGGGCCCAGAGAGGGGAUGGUGCAAUUGGACAUUGAGUUUCCAGCCACAAUCCUCUUCCUGAAAGAUGCUGUGAAGCAGCACCACUGGUGUUUCCCCUUUGCUGUGGACGGUAAUCCUGACCCAAACAUCACCUGGCUGUACAAUGGCGACAUAUUCAAUGAGACCAGAUACGCGUACACCCAACUGAUCCAAGACGUAGACGACGGAUCAGUGAAACACGGCUGUCUCUUCCUGAACAAGCCGACCCACAUCAACAAUGGCAACUACACUCUGGUGGUGUACAACAGACUGGGAAGAGAUGAGGCCACUGCCAGUGGGCUUUUUAUGCACAACCCCUUUGAUCCGCUUGAUCCUGAGGGUCUCAUUCCAGUCCCUGUGGUUCCAAGUCCUACGAACAAGGCUGACAUGGACGUCACAGAGAAUCCAGAGAGUCGGGUGUUUGUGGUGUCAGUGGCUGUGGGUCUUGCUGUGUUUGCUUGCACUUUCCUGCUCAUCAUGGUUUUGGUUAUCAACAAGUGUGGCCAGCACUCCAAGUUCGGUAUUCACCGCUCAUCAGUUUUGGGGACAGAGGAUGAUCUGGCUGUGUCGCUUCGUUUCAUGAACUUUGGAACGAGCCCUCCUUCCUCAGAUGAAGACUCUGGUUUGUCCAGCUUUGUGGAGAAUCCACAGUACUUCUGCGGCAUCAUCAAGGACAAAGACAUGUGUGUCCAGCACAUUAAAAGGCAGGACAUUGUGCUAAAGUGGGAGCUGGGUGAGGGAGCGUUUGGCAAAGUCUACCUGGCAGAGUGCGCUAACCUCAGCCCCGACAGCGACAAGAUGCUGGUGGCCAUCAAGACUCUGAAGGACGCAAAUGAGUCAACUCGGCAGGACUUCCAGCGGGAGGCGGAGCUGCUGACGAUGCUCCAACACCAGCACAUUGUGCGAUUCUACGGCGUCUGUACAGAUGGCGAGCCACUGGCCAUGGUGUUUGAAUACAUGAGGCACGGAGACCUAAACCGAUUCCUUCGAGCCCACGGCCCUGAUGCUCGGAUCCUUGAGGAGUCCAAGAUGCCCCCACUGGGUCAGCUCACUUUGCCCCAGAUGCUGCACAUCGCCGCACAGAUUGCCUCAGGAAUGGUCUACCUGGCAUCGCUGCACUUUGUCCACCGCGACCUGGCCACCCGAAACUGUCUGGUAGGGGAGGGUCUGGUGGUCAAAAUCGGAGACUUUGGCAUGUCUCGAGACAUCUACAGCACAGACUACUACCGGGUGGGUGGACGCACGAUGCUGCCGAUCCGCUGGAUGCCCCCGGAGAGCAUCAUGUACAGGAAAUUCACGACAGAGAGCGACAUCUGGAGCUUCGGUGUGGUCCUCUGGGAGAUCUUCACUUACGGCAAGCAGCCCUGGUAUCAGCUGUCAAACAGUGAGGCCAUUGAAUGCAUCACACAGGGACGGGAGCUAGAGAGGCCACGUACCUGCCCCAAGGAGGUGUAUCUGCUGAUGCAGGGCUGCUGGCAGAGGGAGCCCCAGCAGAGGAUGGUCAUCAAGGACAUCCACAGCCGCCUGCUGGCCCUUGUCAAAAACCCACCGGUUUACCUGGAUAUCUUGGGCUAGAAGGGCCAACAGCCAACAGGGAGUGGAGAUCUGAGGCUGGGGAGGUUUUGAUUUGAGACUUUAGUCUAAUCAGAAUCAAAUCUUUAAACAAGCUCUCUUUUGGUUUACAGUCUGCUUUUUCUCGUAUCCAUUAAAACACCAGUAGAAAAGCUCCCAGUCCUGCCGCUUUUCCAGCCUUGAUGCUUGACGGAAAGUACAAACAGCAAACUUCCUGCUUCAACUACACCUGACUCCGCCUCGACCUCAACCCCUGUUUACUGCCCCGUCGUUCUCUGGACACCUGUCAAAUGUUUACCAAAGUGUUCAAUGUUUAUCUGAGGUGGGCUCGGCCUGACGGAGGGACAUGCAUGGAUAAGUGUUGAAGUAACAGUAUAUGGGCUUUAUGUUUGCUCGGAAUCCAAUUUCACAUGAUGGCUUGUCGGGGGAUUUUGCCUCUCAAGUCCCUGCAGAUGUUUGUGAGCUGAGCCGUGACACAUUUUAUAUGACUCUGCAGCCGACACUCGUGUUGAAAUCCAAUUAGAAAAUGAAACGGAUGAUAACAAGAGGGGACACUCUACAUCAUGAGACACAAGUGAAAACACAUUUUACUGAUUUGGGUCCAGCAGACAGUCAUUUGUAUAGUACAGUCACUGAUUUUGGACAAGUUUUGAUAUGGAAGGUUAUUUAAAGGCUUUCAGUGAAUGUAUAUAAGAUAAUCGCAACAGAAGCUUGUGUGUUUCUCAUGUGUCAAAUCCGAUUCAAAUCAUAUGAAUAUUUUUCAAAAAGAAGAAAAUGUCAAAUACUAAGCAGUGAAAGCGUUUCCUGGUGUAUUAUCUAUUGUGUUUACAUGUACUUGCUGUUUGACCUGUGGCCUGCCUGCAAGGCUCACUCAGGAGUGGCUUUUGUACAAAUUAUGUUUAACAUGCUACUGUAACGACCCUCUGAAUCAAAGCGCUGCAGUGAAAUUUGGUACGUGAGGUGGCGACACCCUUAGAUGGCUUUAGAGGCAACAGAUGGAUUAAAGUGAGACUCCAGGAGGAGAGGGACAGAUGGCACCGAAACAGAGCCUGGAGGUGAGGCCACCACCACGAAAAAAAAAAAAUCAAAGGGAGCAUCGAGGGGGUAAAAGAGCCGGUGUACAAACCACUGCGAUGCCUUUAAGUGUAAAUACUGAAUGUACAUACUCUGUAUUAAUGUCCAAAAAAAUAUAUCUACAUGUAUUGUUACUCCAGCACUUUGUAUAUUGUCUGCCCUUAAAAAUAAACAAACUUGAUUAAAAAAAAAUGGCUGCAGCACGUGCAGGAACAUC
This is a messenger RNA of Acanthochromis polyacanthus (spiny chromis), 3851 nucleotides long. RefSeq names its product neurotrophic tyrosine kinase, receptor, type 1 (gene ntrk1). The record is from RefSeq and is a predicted model, not a curated record. Bases 155 to 2563 code for a protein of 802 amino acids. Gene Ontology annotation, biological process: positive regulation of kinase activity; multicellular organism development; cellular response to nerve growth factor stimulus. NCBI's taxonomy places the organism in Eukaryota, Metazoa, Chordata, Actinopteri, Pomacentridae. The transcript has 18 exons. Gene Ontology annotation, cellular component: plasma membrane; axon; signaling receptor complex. Gene Ontology annotation, molecular function: ATP binding; neurotrophin binding; neurotrophin receptor activity.